This is a messenger RNA of Lycium ferocissimum, 1107 nucleotides long. Its product is annotated as gluconokinase. The coding region runs from base 259 to 999 and encodes 246 amino acids. The transcript is spliced from 5 exons. Gene Ontology annotation, cellular component: cytoplasm. NCBI's taxonomy places the organism in Eukaryota, Viridiplantae, Streptophyta, Magnoliopsida, Solanales, Solanaceae. The record is from RefSeq and is a predicted model, not a curated record. Gene Ontology annotation, molecular function: gluconokinase activity.
UUAAUACAAACAAUAUUAGAAUAAUGCUAGAUAAACAAUAAAUUGUGUUAAAGCAGUAGGAUAACAGUAAACAAAGUAAGAGAUGGAAUUCUUAUUGAAUAAUCCUCAAUGGAGCCGAUGAAUAGCGUUGCUAACUGAAGGAAAGUAGAUGUGGCAAUUUCAGUAUAAGAGUAGUUUUAGGAUAAACACUAGAGGAGGCAAAAACACUAGAUGAUUGACUUGAAUCUGUCAGAGCCUUAGUGGACAGAGUUAUCCGAUAUGUCAGAGCACAAGUUCUGGACAGCACGGUUAUUAAAAAAAGAAAUAUUUGUUGCCUUCAUUUUCUUGUUCCAACCUCCAACCUCCAUCAAGAAGGAUCAGAGAGAUGCGCAGAAACUUGUAAUAUCUGAAGUGGUUAAUCAUCUAAUGCUUUCGGCAUCAAGCACUUACAAUUGUAUAGUAAGUUUUCCGAAAAUGGCAUCUAACUAUAAAGGAAAAGCUAUUGUAAUUAUGGGUGUUAGCGGAGCUGGAAAAUCAACAAUUGGUCAGAUGCUUGGAAGAGCUGUUCAUGGCCGCUUUCUUGAUGCUGAUGAUUAUCACUCAGAGUCUAAUAAAGAGAAGAUGAAGAAUGGGAUCCCUCUUUCCGACGAAGAUCGUGUUCCAUGGCUUGAAACACUACGAAAUGUGCUGAGAAGAGGUUUAGUUGACAAUGAAACACUGAUUCUUGCUUGCUCAGCUCUGCAAAAGCGGUACAGGGAAAUCCUUAGAUCUGCAGACCCGAAUUAUGAACUAGGUUCUUAUGCAAGUGUUGUUAAGUUCGUGUUGCUGGAUGUUGGGGCUGAAGUACUUGCUACUCGGCUAGUCAAGAGAGCAGCUGAGGGAAAGCAUUUCAUGCCUGCAAAGCUCUUGCAGACCCAACUGGAUUUGCUUCAGAUUGAUGAAGCAGAAGGGAUAUUUAAGGUUGAUGCUACAAUGGAUCCUGACAACAUAGUGAAAACCAUACAAACUUUUGUCAUCUGAUAGACCAUUAAAGAUGAAUUAUAUAAAGAAAAUUUGUGAUAAAACAAAAUUCUUAUAGUUGUAAUGUGUAUUUUUUAUAUGCAUUUGGAUAGGAACCAACUAAUACUC